AUGUCUUCUUUCAUUUCGGCGGAUGUCGCCCAUGCCAAAUGGUCUUCACUUGGGUAUGCAACCCUGGAUGCUGCCAGCAUCCUCAUCAUUGUCAGUUCUUCAACUGUAGACUUUCACAGGUCACUCAAGAUGGAGAGAGAACGCCGCCUUGUGUUGCUGGAUUGUUUGAUGGCCAUCCAACACAAUCAGAUGCAGAUGAAGAUCCUGAUGGCCAAGAUGCAAGCCAUCCUUGAAAGGAGAAAAGAGAGGAUGUGUUGGGUUCGUCACUGGAUCACAUUGCGACCACACCAGGGUGCCUAUGGUAACCUGAUGCACCUGCUACGCAAUGAGGAUGUUCAGGGCUUCCGCAACUUCACCCGCAUCACACCUGCCAUGUUUGCCGAAAUGGUCACCCGCCUCACUCCUCGCUUACAGAAGUAUGAUACCUGGUACAGGAAGGCCCUUCCAGUAGGCUUGAAGGUCGCCAUCACCAUGCGCUACCUUGCCAGUGGGGACUCCUACCACAGCCUGAUGUACCUAUUCUAUGUACCCCACAACACCAUCUCACUCUUGGUGUUGGACGUGUGUCAGGCCAUCUACGCUGAGUAUGGCGAGGAGACCAUCAGCAACCCAUCUACUCCAAAGGGGUGGAAGGGCAUUGCCCAGACCUUCUCCGACCGGUGGAACUUCCACCAUUGCCUGGGAGCCUUAGAUGGCAAGCACAUCCGCAUCAAGGCACCCGCGAACUGUGGCUCCCAGUUCUACAACUAUAAGGGGUACAACUCGAUUGUACUCCUUGCCCUGGUUGAUGGCAACUACAAGUUCCGGUGGGUGGAGGUGGGAGCAGGUGGUGCGAGUUCUGAUGCCCAGAUUUGGAACACGUGCAGUCUGAAAGAGGCAAUUGACGAUGAGAACAUUGGAAUACCACCAGAUGAGCCACUGCCUCAUGACGAUCGAGACAUCCCUUAUUUCAAGUCCCAGCUUUUGCUGCCUCCUCAAGAUGCCGCCCAUUCCACCGCAGAGACUCCGGGUUCUGAUGCUGCAAGAACACCUUCAAGUGGCAGCGCAUGA
Molecule: messenger RNA, 1050 nt
Organism: Strongylocentrotus purpuratus (purple sea urchin)
Lineage: Eukaryota; Metazoa; Echinodermata; Echinoidea; Camarodonta; Strongylocentrotidae
Exons: 2
Coding region: 1-1050 (349 amino acids)
Source: RefSeq, a predicted model, not a curated record